Molecule: messenger RNA, 1421 nt
Organism: Serinus canaria (Common canary)
Lineage: Eukaryota; Metazoa; Chordata; Aves; Passeriformes; Fringillidae
Product: chromodomain-helicase-DNA-binding protein 3-like
Exons: 11
Coding region: 19-1410 (463 amino acids)
Biological process (GO): negative regulation of transcription by RNA polymerase II; chromatin remodeling
Cellular component (GO): chromatin; nucleus; NuRD complex
Molecular function (GO): chromatin binding; DNA binding; ATP-dependent chromatin remodeler activity
Source: RefSeq, a predicted model, not a curated record
CGCGUGGAGCUCAGCCCCAUGCAGAAGAAGUACUACAAGUACAUCCUGACGAGGAACUUCGAGGCGCUGAACUCGCGGGGCGGGGGCAACCAGGUGUCACUGCUCAACAUCAUGAUGGACCUCAAGAAGUGCUGCAACCACCCCUACCUGUUCCCCGUGGCCGCCAUGGAGUCCCCGAAGCUGCCGAGUGGCGCCUACGAGGGCGGGGCCCUGAUCAAGGCCUCGGGGAAGCUGCUGCUGCUGCAGAAGAUGCUGCGCAAGCUGAAGGAGCAGAACCACCGUGUGCUCAUCUUCUCCCAGAUGACGAAGAUGCUGGACCUGCUGGAGGAUUUCCUGGACUACGAGGGCUACAAGUACGAGCGCAUUGAUGGCGGCAUCACCGGGGCCCUGCGGCAGGAGGCCAUCGACCGCUUCAACGCGCCGGGGGCGCAGCAGUUCUGUUUCCUGCUGUCGACGCGGGCCGGGGGCCUCGGCAUCAACCUGGCAACAGCCGACACCGUGGUCAUCUUCGACUCGGACUGGAACCCCCACAAUGACAUCCAGGCCUUCAGCCGGGCUCACCGCAUCGGCCAGGCCAACAAGGUGAUGAUUUACCGCUUUGUGACGCGGGCCUCGGUGGAGGAGCGGAUCACGCAGGUGGCCAAGCGCAAGAUGAUGCUGACGCACCUGGUGGUGCGCCCGGGGCUGGGCUCCAAGGCCGGCUCCAUGUCCAAGCAGGAGCUCGACGACAUCCUCAAGUUCGGCACCGAGGAGCUCUUCAAGGACGAGAACGAGGGGGACAACAAGGAGGAGGACAGCAGCGUCAUCCACUACGACAACGAGGCCAUCGCGCGGCUGCUGGACCGCAACCAGGACGCCACCGACGACGCCGACGUGCAGAACAUGAACGAGUACCUGAGCUCCUUCAAGGUGGCCCAGUAUGUCGUCAGGGAGGAGGACAAGAUCGAGGAGAUCGAGCGGGAGAUCAUCAAGCAGGAGGAGAACGUGGACCCCGACUACUGGGAGAAGCUGCUGCGGCACCACUACGAGCAGCAGCAGGAGGACCUGGCCAGGAACCUGGGCAAGGGCAAGCGCGUGCGCAAGCAGGUCAACUACAACGACGCCGCCCAGGAGGACCAAGACAACCAGUCCGAGUACUCGGUGGGCUCCGAGGAGGAGGACGAGGACUUCGAUGAGCGGCCCGAGGGCCGCCGUCAGUCCAAGCGGCAGCUGCGGAACGAGAAGGACAAACCCCUCCCCCCACUGCUGGCCCGGGUGGGCGGCAACAUCGAGGUGCUGGGGUUCAACACGAGGCAGCGCAAGGCCUUCCUCAACGCCGUCAUGCGCUGGGGGAUGCCCCCCCAGGACGCCUUCACGUCGCAGUGGCUCGUGAGGGACCUGAGGGGCAAAACCGAGAAGGAGUUCAAGUAGGUGACACCUGG